This is a messenger RNA of Rhinichthys klamathensis goyatoka, 2530 nucleotides long. It is a transcript of the gene opn4a, whose product is annotated as opsin 4a (melanopsin). The transcript has 11 exons. Gene Ontology annotation, cellular component: membrane. The record is from RefSeq and is a predicted model, not a curated record. NCBI's taxonomy places the organism in Eukaryota, Metazoa, Chordata, Actinopteri, Cypriniformes, Leuciscidae. Gene Ontology annotation, molecular function: G protein-coupled receptor activity. Gene Ontology annotation, biological process: visual perception; G protein-coupled receptor signaling pathway. Bases 1 to 1773 code for a protein of 590 amino acids.
AUGGCUGGCGGCGCCGUGAGCUCAGUGAGGAAGGGCAUCUCGUGCCCGACUCAAGACCCGAACUGCACGCGCAUCGUGGAAAGCCUCUCCUUGUGGAACAACUCCGUGAUGAGCGCGUACAAGCUGGUAGAUUUACCCCCCACGACCACCUCCGUUGCCAUGGUAGAAGAGUCAGUUUACCCUUUCCCAACGGUGGAUGUGCCUGAUCAUGCUCAUUACACUAUUGGUGCUGUCAUCCUUGCUGUUGGCAUCACUGGCAUGUUGGGCAACUUCCUGGUCAUCUAUGCAUUUAGCAGGAGCCGGACCCUGAGGACACCUGCCAACUUGUUUAUAAUAAACCUGGCCCUCACAGACUUCCUCAUGUGUGUCACCCAGGCGCCCAUCUUUUUCACCACCAGCAUGCACAAGAGAUGGAUCUUUGGGGAGAAAGGUUGUGAGUUGUAUGCAUUCUGUGGGGCUUUAUUUGGCAUCUGCUCCAUGAUCACGCUCAUGGUCAUCGCAGUGGAUCGAUACUUCGUGAUCACGCGGCCGCUAGCCUCUAUUGGUGUGCUGUCUCAGAAGAGAGCUCUGCUGAUCCUUCUCAUAGCCUGGGCCUAUUCACUUGGCUGGAGCCUUCCACCCUUCUUUGGAUGGAGUGCUUAUGUUCCUGAAGGGCUGUUGACCUCUUGCACCUGGGAUUAUAUGACCUUUACACCCUCCGUGCGAGCUUACACUAUGCUUCUCUUCACCUUCGUCUUCUUCAUUCCGCUUAUCGUCAUCAUCUAUUGCUAUUUCUUUAUUUUCCGAUCCAUUCGCAGCACUAAUGAAGCUGUGGGCAAAAUUAAUGGAGAUAACAAGAGAGACACAAUUAAACGAUUCCAACGACUGAAAAAUGAAUGGAAGAUGGCAAAAAUUGCUCUUAUUGUCAUUCUCAUGUAUGUCAUCUCCUGGUCUCCAUAUUCAACUGUGGCACUGACAGCCUUUGCUGGGUAUGCUGAUAUGCUCACACCAUAUAUGAAUUCAGUUCCUGCUGUGAUAGCCAAAGCUUCAGCCAUCCACAAUCCCAUCAUCUAUGCCAUCACACACCCUAAAUACAGGUUGGCCAUAGCGAAAUACAUUCCAUGUCUCCGUGUGCUGUUGUGCGUCCCGAAGCGUGACCUCCACUCGUUCCACAGCAGCUUUAUGUCCACACGUCGUUCCACCGUCACAAGCCAGUCCUCUGAUAUGUCCGGACAGUUCCGCAGAACCAGCAAUGGCAAGUCCCGGCUCUCCUCAGCCUCCGACAGCGAAUCUGGCUGGACAGACACUGAGGCUGAUCUCUUGAGUUUGAGCUCCAGGCCUGCCAGCCGACAGGUGUCUUGUGACAUCAGCAAGGACACUGCGGAGAUCCCAGACUUCAAACCAUGCAACUCAUCCAGCUUCAAGUCUAAGGUCAAAAGCCAUGACUCGGGCAUCUUUGAAAAGAGCUCCUCUGAUGUGGAUGAUGUGUCUGUGGUCGGAAUCGUUCAACCUGAUCGUACUUUUCCUUUAGCUGCUGGUGACAUGACAGACAUGCCAGUUUCAAGAGGUGCGAUUGGUCGGAUUCCCAGCAUUUUCAUCACCUCUGAGUUUAGCUCUCUCCUGCCCUCAGUACGAUCCUACAGAAGCAGCUGCUCAAGUAUGACCAGUUUUGGGGCAAAUCUGCCCAGAAGAGACUCUCGUGGAGGAGUCCAGCAGGGGGCAGUGCUUCUCUCCAUUGCUGCUGAAACACCUGAGGCCGCUCAUUUAGACAACCCUCGCCCCAAACAUACAUAGUGUUUAUACCACUCGCCAUCUCAAGCUUACCUUUUAGCAUUGUGUCAGGGUUCAGUGUUUCUUUUUUUUUGUGAGUUAUUAUGUUUUGUGGUGUAGACAUUUAGUAAGAGAGUAAGGGAGAGUUGUAUUACAGAAUGUAAAAUAGUCAUACAUCGAUUCUCUUUUCUUUUACACAUGUAAUGCAUUUUUAUGAUGACCUCAACUACUACAGGAUGACCAGCACCUUUGUUUCCCUCUGUUUUAAGGGUGUAUUUAACAGACAGUGCUUUAAAUCAGGCAAAGUUACUUAUGGAGACUUGGAUGGAUGGAGAGAAAGGGCAUCUCAAGUUCUUUUAGUCUAGUCAUCAACCUCAAAUGGCAUUUACAGGUAAUAUUAGCUUACUUAAGGAGUUGUUUGUGUUUGCUUUAGUAUUAAGCUUUAAAGGUUUGUGUUUCUUGAACAUUAUACAUACUAUUUCGAAAGUUGUUUCCUUUAGCCUUAAGCUUUUUUUAUAAUGCCAUUUUCAACCAACAUACCUGAUAUUUAUGUCAUCACUCGAAGCGAGACUCUGUCUGGAUGUGUUUUGCUUAACAGGGUCAUUUUAAGACUGCGGUAUGUGAGUUUUGCUCUUGAGGAGCUCAAAUGUUCUCUGCUCGCCUCCACAGAACUUAAAGGUAUGCAAUAUAAAGACAUUGAAACAUCAUGUUUAGGAAACAUGGUGAUUUCUGGUAUGGAUAUUAAUUGAAUCAUUAAACGUCUUAGAACUUAAGACUUAAC